Phragmites australis (common reed) is the source of this 1585-nucleotide messenger RNA. Its product is annotated as tetraspanin-3-like. The transcript is spliced from 2 exons. Gene Ontology annotation, biological process: auxin-activated signaling pathway. Bases 323 to 1207 code for a protein of 294 amino acids. NCBI's taxonomy places the organism in Eukaryota, Viridiplantae, Streptophyta, Magnoliopsida, Poales, Poaceae. The record is from RefSeq and is a predicted model, not a curated record. Gene Ontology annotation, cellular component: plasmodesma; plasma membrane.
AAUUCCCUUUCCAAUCUGCUGCUUACUCCAGUCCGCAUAGUACAGGCGCGGGCGCGCACUGCUGCUGCGUGCUUCUCGCUAGCCUCCUGCCCUCCUCGAGGCGAGGUCGCUAAGAACCAACCCAAUCGCCUCUCUCUCUGCUCUAUAUCUGUCUGCUUGCUUCACCAAGUGUCGUGCCGUUGGAAGCUUGCUUUGUGUGAGACAGGGCCAGAGGAGAGAGAGAGAGAGGGAGAGAGAGAGAGAGAGAGCCAAGAAACAGAGCAGCAGCAGGAAGAGCUGGUCCAAGAAGAAGAAGCAGCAGUAGCAGGUAGCAGCCAAGAAGAUGUUGCGCGGUGGCACGAGCGUGCUGGGGAUCGUGAACUUCAUAACGUUCCUGAUCUCGAUCCCGAUCCUGGGCGGCGGAAUCUGGCUGGCGUCCCGGGCCAACUCCACCGACUGCAUCCGCUUCCUGCAGUGGCCCAUCAUCAUCGUCGGCCUCGUGCUCAUGGUCAUCUCCCUCAUGGGCUUUGCCGGCGCCUGCUACCGUCAGACCUGGCUCCUCCGCCUCUACCUCUUCGCCAUGUUCUUCGUCGUCCUCGCGCUCCUCUUCUUCAUCGUCUUCGCCUUUGCCGUCACCGACCGCGGCGACGGCCAGGUCGUCAUGAACCGUCGCUUCCUCGAGUACCAGCUCACCGACUACAGCGGCUGGCUCAGGGACCGCGUUGCCGACCCGCAGUACUGGGCCACCAUCAGUGCCUGCCUCCGCGAGGGCCACGCCUGCGCCGGCAUGAGGCGCUUCGCCCGCAACCCCAACACCGGCAUGCUCGUCCCCGAGACGCCAGACAUGUUCUACUCCCGCAACCUCUCCCCCAUUCAGUCUGGAUGCUGCAAACCGCCAUCAUCAUGUGCAUUCACAUAUGAGAAUGAGACACUGUGGACACCGAACCCCGGUGUUCCGACCGUGGUAACCGACCUUGACUGUAGCAAGUGGAGCAACGACCAGCAGACGCUCUGCUUCCAGUGUGACUCGUGCAAGGCAGGCGUCCUCGCCGGCAUCAAGAAGAGCUGGCGCAAGGUUGCCAUCCUGAACAUUGUUGUGCUGAUCAUCCUCGUGAUCGUGUACGUCGCCGGCUGUGCUGCGUUCCGCAAUGCCAAGAGGAUCGAGAAUGAUGAGCCGAUCGGCAUGGCACGGAUGACCAAGUCUCAGCCGAGCAGGUUCCAGUUCUAGGCUGCGGAAUCUGAAGCCUUGGCCUGUACAAAAGACCACAGUGGGUGGUGGUAAGGCUUGGCGUUUGCUAUAUUUGACUGAAAUGCGGAAUCGGCUUCAUUUGGGUUGUGAAAAGGGAAGAAGUUCCUUGUAUCAAAAGUUCAGAAUGCUUUGAUUUUGUGCUUGCUUUAGUCUUUAGGGUAGGUCUAUUAUGUAUUGAGUACAAGAUGAGGUCUGCAAGAAACAAGAGAGUUUCCCUCAUUUAGGAUUGUAUUAUUUGUAUGGGAGAUUUUCAUUUGACAUCUUCCUUAGAAGAAUAUAUUAUCUUCUACAUUCUGGAAGAUAUUGCUAUGAUGGUUUUUAUUAGAGAUAUAUAUUGUGAUAUAUUGUGUCUAUGUA